This is a messenger RNA of Phyllotreta striolata, 558 nucleotides long. Lineage: Eukaryota; Metazoa; Arthropoda; Insecta; Coleoptera; Chrysomelidae. The record is from the annotation of a GenBank genome assembly.
AUGCCUCAAGACCACAACAACGUGCUGGUGCUGGUACCGUUCGACGUGGACCAGCCGGUAACCAAAAACCCCGACCUGCGAGGUAUCAAGCUCUUCAAGUUGAUCACCAAGCGCCUCACCAGACGCCACCAUUUCGUCUACAGCGAGGAGCUCGACUGCUCCAGCUCCUCCUCCAGCAGCUCUUCGAGCUCGUCGAGCUCAUCCAGCAGCUGCUCGUUCGCCUCCAAAGGCGCCCAAAGGUACUGCCGCUCGAGCAGCUCGUCGAGCUCCAGCUCCAGGUUGGACAGGUCGGCGUCGUCGGAGAGCCUGCGGAAGGCUUUCGGGUCGAUGAGCCUGACGGGGGGCGGGGGGUGCAGGUCGCGCAGCACCGACGCCGGCGGCGGCGAGGAGGCGGCGAACAAGCGGAGUAAGGGCAAGAAGCAGGAGCAGCCGAAGAGGAUCCUGAGGCAGCCGGUGAGCUACGCCUACGCCAAAGGUUUGAGCGGGUUGCCCACCAGGAGGGUGCCGAAGAGCUCCAGGUGGUGUCAGGAGUGCGAUUGCAGGAUGAAGUACCGAUGA